Messenger RNA from Nycticebus coucang (slow loris), 5055 nucleotides. Its product is annotated as lysine-specific demethylase 5A-like. The record is from RefSeq and is a predicted model, not a curated record. NCBI's taxonomy places the organism in Eukaryota, Metazoa, Chordata, Mammalia, Primates, Lorisidae. Gene Ontology annotation, cellular component: nucleus. Gene Ontology annotation, biological process: chromatin remodeling. Gene Ontology annotation, molecular function: histone demethylase activity; DNA binding.
UCCCUGGCUGUUGCCAUGGCGGGUGUGGGGCUGGGGGGCUACGCGGCGGAGUUUGUGCCACCCCCGGAGUGCCCGGUCUUCGAGCCCAGCUGGGAAGAGUUCACAGACCCACUUAGCUUUAUCGGCCGAAUCCGGCCUUUGGCGGAGAAAACUGGCAUCUGCAAGAUUCGACCUCCCAAGGAUUGGCAACCUCCAUUUGCUUGUGAAGUGAAAAGUUUUCGUUUCAUUCCUAGAGUCCAACGCCUGAAUGAACUUGAGGCAAUGACCAGAGUUAGACUGGAUUUCUUGGAUAAACUAGCAAAAUUUUUGGAACUUCAAGGAUCUACCUUGAAGAUCCCUGUUGUGGAGAGAAAAAUCCUGGAUCUAUAUGCUCUGAGAAAGAUUGUUGCCAGCAAAGGAGGUUUUGAAAUGGUCACCAAAGAGAAGAAAUGGUCUAAAGUGGGUAGGCGAUUGGGAUAUCUGCCAAGAAAAGGAACUGGGUCGCUUUUGAAGUCACACUAUGAAAGAAUUCUCUACCCAUAUGAGCUUUUCCAAUCUUGUGUCAGCCUUAUGGGUGUACAGAUGCCUAAUUUAGAUCUUAAGGAAAAAGUGGAGCCUGAGGUUCUCAGCACUGAUAUCCAAACAUCCCAAGAGCCAGGCAAAAGAAUGAACUUUCUACCGAAGAGAACAAGACAUGUCAAGUCUCAGUCAGAAUCUGGAGAAAUGAAUAGAAGCACGGAAUUGAAGAAACUUCAGAUUUUGGGGGCUGGGCCCAAGGUUGUGGGCCUGGCAAUAGGAGCGAAAGAUAAAGAAGAUGAGAAAGUUACUAAUAGGUCAGACACAUUUAGCAUGCAAAUGAGACAACGGAAAGGAACGCUCUCUGUUAACUUUGUUGAUCUGUAUGUUUGUAUGUUUUGUGGUGGGGGAAACAAUGAAGAUAAAUUGCUUCUGUGUGAUGGAUGUGAUGACAGCUAUCAUACAUUUUGUCUAAUUCCUCCACUACCUGAUGUGCCCAAAGGAGACUGGAGGUGUCCUAAAUGUGUUGCUGAGGAAUGUAACAAACCUCGAGAAGCCUUUGGAUUUGAGCAAGCUGUACGAGAAUAUACACUUCAGAGCUUUGGAGAGAGAGCAGAUAAUUUUAAGUCUAAUUAUUUCAAUAUGCCAGUCCAUAUGGUUCCCACAGAACUUGUAGAAAAGGAAUUCUGGCGGCUGGUGAGCAGCAUUGAAGAAGAUGUUAUUGUGGAGUAUGGAGCUGAUAUCUCCUCAAAAGAUUUUGGAAGUGGAUUUCCUGUAAAGGAUGGUCGGAGAAAGAUGCUGCCAGAAGAAGAGGAAUAUGCACUUUCAGGUUGGAAUUUGAAUAACAUGCCUGUCUUGGAGCAGUCUGUUCUUGCACAUAUUAAUGUGGACAUUUCUGGUAUGAAGGUACCAUGGCUCUAUGUGGGAAUGUGCUUCUCUUCUUUUUGCUGGCACACGGAAGAUCACUGGAGUUAUUCCAUCAACUACUUGCACUGGGGAGAGCCAAAGACAUGGUAUGGUGUCCCAUCUCAUGCUGCAGAGCAGCUGGAGGAGGUGAUGAGGGAUUUGGCUCCUGAGUUGUUUGAGUCCCAGCCUGAUCUUCUACAUCAGUUGGUUACUAUCAUGAACCCUAAUGUGCUAAUGGAACAUGGUGUGCCUGUGUACAGAACCAAUCAGUGUGCUGGCGAGUUUGUUGUGACCUUUCCUCAUGCCUAUCACUCUGGAUUUAACCAGGGCUAUAACUUUGCUGAAGCUGUGAACUUCUGUACUGCUGAUUGGUUGCCCAUUGGACGUCAGUGUGUAAGUCAUUACAAACAGCUCAGGCGCCAAUGUGUCUUUUCACAUGAGGAACUCAUUUUCAAGAUGGCAGCAGAUCCAGAAUGCUUGGAUGUGGAGCUUGCAGCCAUGGUUUGCAAAGAGUUGACUCUCAUGACUGAAGAAGAGACACGAUUAAGGGAGUCUGUUGUACAAAUGGGUGUCCAGAUGUCAGAAGAAGUAGUAUUUGAACUUGUUCCUGAUGACGAGCGACAGUGUUCAGCUUGUAGAACCACCUGUUUUCUCUCUGCUCUCACAUGCUCCUGUAAUCCUGAGCGGCUUGUGUGUCUCUACCAUCCAACUGAUCUGUGCCCUUGCCCCAUGCAGAACAAAUGUCUUAGAUAUCGCUACUCAUUAGAAGACCUCCCGUCUCUGCUGCAUGGUGUAAAAGUCAGGGCACAGUCCUAUGACACUUGGGUCAGUCAUGUUACAGAAGCAUUAUCUGCUAACUUCAACCACAAGAAAGAUUUGAUUGAAUUACGAGUAAUGCUAGAAGAUGCGGAGGAUAGGAAAUACCCAAAGAAUGAUCUCUUUCGAAAACUCAGGGAUGCUGUAAAAGAAGCUGAGACCUAUGCUUCUGUGGCUCAGCUGCUUCUGAGCAAAAAGCAGAAACACAGGCAGAGUUCAGAUAGUGGAAGGUCUCGGACCAAACUGACAGUGGAAGAAUUGAAGGCCUUUGUCCAACAACUUUUUAGUCUCCCAUGUAUCAUCAGCCAAGCUCGACAAGUGAAGAAUCUGCUGGAUGAUGUGGAAGAGUUUCAUGAACGUGCUCAGGGGGCCAUGAUGGAUGAAACUUCAGAUUCUUCCAAACUCCAGAUGUUGAUAGACAUGGGCUCUAGUCUUUAUGUGGAGCUGCCUGAGUUACCACGACUGAGGCAAGAAUUACAGCAGGCUCGGUGGUUGGAUGAAGUAAGACUGACCCUGUCCGAUGCACAAGUCACUUUGGAUGUCAUGAAGAAACUGAUAGACUCUGGGGUAGGGUUGGCACCCCACCAUGCUGUGGAGAAAGCAAUGGCUGAAUUGCAGGAGCUCCUUACAGUCUCUGAGCAAUGGGAAGAAAAGGCUAAGGUCUGCCUCCAGGCAAGACCAAGGCACAGCAUGGCAAGUUUAGAAAGCAUUGUGAAUGAAGCCAAGAAUAUUCCAGCCUUUCUACCCAAUGUGUUGUCCCUAAAAGAAGCUUUACAAAAGGCUAGAGACUGGACAGCUAAAGUGGAAGCUAUUCAGAGUGGCAGCAACUAUGCUUACUUAGAGCAGCUUGAGAGUUUAUCUGCUAAGGGACACCCUAUUCCUGUGCGUCUUGAUGCACUGCCCCAGGUGGACUCACAAGUAGCAGCUGCCAGAGCAUGGAGAGAACGGACUGGGAGGACCUUUCUUAAGAAGAAUUCUAGCCAUACAUUGUUACAGGUGCUAAGUCCCCGGACUGACAUUGGGGUAUAUGGGAGUGGCAAAAGUAGAAGGAAAAAUAUAAAAGAACUAAAAGAAAAAGAAAAGGAUCUAGACCUUGAGCCUUUGAGUGGUCUAGAGGAAAGAUUAGAAGAAACCAGAAAUACAGCCAUGGUGGUGACAGUUUUCAAAGAAUGGGAGCAAAAAGAAAUUGAAGCCAUGCAUUCCCUCAGAGCAGCCAACCUAGCCAAGAUGACAAUGGUGGACUGCAUAGAAGAAGUAAAAUUUUGCAUAUGCCAAAAGACAGCCAGUGGGUUUAUGCUGCAGUGUGAGCUCUGCAAAGACUGGUUCCAUAACACCUGUGUUCCCCUUCCUAAAUCAAGUUCCCAGAAAACAGGGUCUAGAUGGCAGGCUAAAGAAGUAAAAUUUCUUUGCCCUCUUUGUAUGCGGUCUCGAAGGCCCAGGCUAGAGACUAUUCUGUCACUCCUGGUGUCCCUUCAGAAGUUGCCUGUACGGCUGCCUGAAGGAGAGGCCCUACAGUGUUUGACAGAACGUGCUAUGAGUUGGCAAGAUAGAGCUCGGCAGGCUCUAGCCACAGAUGAACUGUCCUCUGUCCUGGCCAAACUGUCUUUGUUGAGCCAGUGUAUGGUGGAACAGGCAGCUCGAGACAAAAACAAAAAGAUCAUCAGUGCAGAACUUCAAAAAGGAGCUGCAAAACCAGACUUACAGGGACAUUUACCUAGUUUUCAGCAGUCUGCUGUUAACUGGGUGGUAAGCAGUGUAUCAUCUUCCCCUCAACAAACAAUGGACUAUGAUGAUGAAGAAACAGAUUCUGAUGAAGACAUUUGGGAGACAUACGGCUAUGACAUGAAGGACACAGCCAGUGUGAAGUCCUCCAGUAGUCUGGAACCUAAUCUUUUUUGUGAUGAAGAGAUUCCCGUCAAGUCUGAGGAGGUGGUAACUCACAUGUGGACAGCACCUUCAUUCUGUGCAGAACAUGCUUAUUCUUCUGCUUCGAAGAGUUGUUCUCAAGGUUCUAGCACCCCAAGGAAACAGCCUUGGAAGAGCCCUUUGGUGCCUCGUAGUCGUUUGGAACCCCCAGUGUUGGAGUUGUCACCCGGAGCUAAGGCCCAGUUGGAAGAACUUAUGAUGGUUGGAGAUCUCUUGGAAGUAUCUCUGGAUGAGAUGCAACACAUAUGGCAGAUUUUGCAGGCCACACACCCACCCUCUGAAGACAGAUUCUUACAUAUCAUGGAGGAUGACAGCAUGGAAGAGAAACCACUGAAAAUGAACGGAAAGGACUCUUCAGAGAAAAAAUGGAAACGGAAACUGGAAAAGGUAGAACAACUUUUUGGAGAAGGAAAACAGAAUUCCAAGGAGUUAAAGAAAAGAGACACACCUAAAAAGAAGAAAUUAAAAUUAAGUACAGACACAUCAAAAGAACUGAACAAAUUGGCCAAGAAACUAGCAAAAGAAGAAGAGAGAAAGAAGAAGAAGGAAAAGGCUGCUGCAGCCAAAGUUGAACUUGUGAAAGAGACUACUGAGAAGAAAAGGGAAAAAACAUUGUUGGACAUCCCCUCAAAGUAUGACUGGUCAGGAGCAGAGAAAUCUGAUGAUGAGAAUGCUGUAUGAGCGGCACAAAACUGCCAAAGUUCUUGCAAGGACAAGGGGGUAGACUGGGUACAAUGUGAUGGUGGCUGUGAUGAAUGGUUUCACCAAGUUUGUGUGGGUGUGUCUCUAUAAAUAGCCAACAAUGAAGAUUACAUCUGUAUAAACUGUGCCAGUAGCCCAGGUCAAGCACCACCUCCUUCCUUCAUAAUGAGCUAUAAACUACCAAUGGAGGAUCUUAAAGAGACCAGUUAG